AUGACCAGCACGGCGAGGAAGCCAAGCACCACCAAAGAUGUCAAGAGGAGGUCGUCCAAGGGAAACAGGUGCAAGUCUACCAAGGGGGUUCCUCCCCCUAUAGAGGCGUUGGUGGCGCUAGAGAUUGCUGGGCCAGAGAAGAGCGCCUACGAACACGGCAUCAACAGGUACCUGAAGGAGGCACCCAGCUACCUGAACAAGACGCAGAUGUUGACUUCAGGCAGCCUGCCGCCCGAGAAGUCAUUCUUCCGACGCAAUUUGCCCGGAAUCUUGAUUGUGUCUUGUGUGCUGCUGUUCACACUCGUGGUCUUCGUGGAGCAGGCAGACAAGGACGACGCUGAGACGGGUCUGGUCUAUCCCACGCCGGAGGCGACCACCACCACAGGGGCCGACAAUUCCACGAGCGAGACCAUUCUCAUAGAAGGCGGCCGAGGUUUCCCUGGCCAUGAUCAAGAGGGCGAAGAAGAGUGAAAGCACA
Molecule: messenger RNA, 478 nt
Organism: Dermacentor andersoni
Lineage: Eukaryota; Metazoa; Arthropoda; Arachnida; Ixodida; Ixodidae
Source: RefSeq, a predicted model, not a curated record